AUGUGUGCGGGUGGCCUGUACUGCCCAUUAAAUCCGGCUGAUCCACCUGAACGGCUUGUUACACUUCUCGAACAAACACAAGGUCAAUAUGUUUUAAUUCAUCAAAAAACACGCGAAAAAUUUCCAUCAGCAGCUGUUCAACACUUUAUUCUAUUAGACGAUAUUCUUCUUCCAUGGUUGGAUGUUAAGGAUAUAGGCAAUCUUCCAGUUUGUAGUGAUGAUGAUCCUAUAUACAUCAUUUGCACUUCAGGUACUACUGGGCGAUCAAAAGUAGUAGUUCAUACUCAUAAGAGUUUUUCGGCUAGUACUGCUGCUUUUAUUCAUUGGCAUAUCGACAUGUAUACAUUUCGAGAUCAAAUUCUACAAGUUGCUACGUGCUCAUGGAAUUUGCAUUUGACAGAAAUAUCAAUGCCACUGGUCAGCGGAGGUACUCUUGUGCUUUUUCGACCAGGUGGACACUUGGAUAUGGGUUAUUUUUGUCAAACUCUGAUACAUCAACAAGUGACAACACUCACAAUCGGUCCUGGAAUAAUUCGAGCUUUCACCAAUUAUCUUGAGAUAACUCAACGAUUAGAAACAUUUCAAUCUGUGCGCAAUUUAUGCACGACAGGUGAAACGGUGAAGGCACAAGAAUGGAUUCGAUUUAUUUAUUUUCUGAGUUCAUCCAAUGUUCGUGUAAUUCCAGAAUAUGGUAUGUCUGAAUGCAAUGGAGUUCUUGGCUGUCAAUUGCUGGACAUCACCGAUACAGCUGCAUAUAUUGGUUCUCCAUUACCAGGUGUUCAGUGUUUACUUAUUAAUGAACACGGUCAGACAAUCAACAAUACAGAUAAUUCAGGUGAAAUUGGUCAAGUUUACAUAGGAGGACCAACUCUUUUCAAAUGCUAUUUGAAUGAUCCAGAACUAACUGAUAAAAUGUUAGUUACUAUUGGAAGUCAAGUUUAUCUAAGAACGGGCGAUUUAGCUAGAUAUAGUGCACUUGGUGAACUUGUACAUGUUGGACGUGUAGAUUUUCAAUUAAAAGUACGUGGUCAACGAGUGGAAACAGUUGAAAUUGAAAAUACAAUUAUUGAUUUCUCACCUGACAAUAUCUCGAAUUGUCUUGUCAUUAAAAUGCCACAAAACGAUGAUCUACUUAUUGCCUAUAUAAUUUCAAAUGAUUUUGAGCUUCCUAUUGAAGAGAUUCGAGAUUAUUGCAAUAAACAUCUUUCUCAAUACAAGGUUCCAUCUUAUUAUGUUGUACUUGAUAAAUUUCCGUUGAAUACAAAUGGAAAAAUCGACAGAAAACAGCUUCCAUUCCCGUCAUUACACGGCGAUCCAAUAGCUAACUUUGUUCAAACUGAAGAUCAACCAAUGUCGAAAUUAGAAGAGGAAGUCCAUAGUUUAUGGUGUUCCACAUUACGACUUGAUGUUGUUCCCCGUCAUAUGAAUUGUUUCGCGUUAGGUGGUUCAUCUCUUUCAGUGAUGCAACUUUUCAACUACUACCAAUUUCAUCUGGCUCCAGACAAGCAACUCAAUGUACUGGAUUUUUUUGUUAAACCAACUAUUACCGAGCAUGCUCGACUCUUAAUUAAUAAUAGCAAGGCACCGGCAUACAUUUUUUCGAGUCCACUUCAUUUAGUACAAGGGAUGGCUUCGUCUGCUCAGCAACGUCUUUGGAUCGACGAAAAAGUGCGUUUUAAUGAAUCUGUCAACAGACAAACAUCUAUUUAUAAUGAAUUACUCGUCUACAAGUUGUCAUCAAAUACGACAUUUUGUACACAUCGCCUUCGCCAAGCUCUUAUAUUUAUUGUUGCUAAACAUACGAUUCUUCGAACAGCUUUGAUCUAUGAUGAAAUUGAACUCAAACAGAAAGUACAGCCAACAUCAAGUGACCUUUAUAGUUUCGAAGUAACAUACAUAGAAAAUGAUGAUCACUUAAAGCAAAUUCUUUAUGACGAAGAAACAAAUCGAUCUUUGUUCGAUCUUGAGCAAGGUCGUGUGUUUCGGUGUCAUAUUCUUCGUCGUUCAUCUAAUAACAAAGAUGAUACUAAUUUAAAACAAAAUGACAUUAUCCUUUUCAACUUUCAUCAUACUGCUAUCGAUGGUAGUUCAAUUACAAUAUUUAUUAAUGACCUUCGACAAGCUCUUAUAAAUCAACAAUCAUCUUAUAGCACCGAAGGCAAUAUCACUUAUCUUGAUUAUGCACAAUAUGAACGAAUGGAAGACUGGUCAAGUGCUAGACAAUAUUGGAGUAGUGUCCUAACAACAUUGAAUAAUUCAUUUGAUCAACAAAACUCUUCCGUACGAACGGGUAAUGGUUAUACUGUAACAUUCGAUCUUGACUAUGAUCUUGUCAUGAACUUGAAUUGUUUUAUGUCUCAAUCGAAUUCUACACUUUUUCAGGUUGGUCUGGCUACUUUCUUUUCGUUUCUUUUCAAAAUGAACAACAGCCAGCAGCUUGAUUUCUGCACAGGUAUAGUUGUUGCCAAUAGAUCUCAAUAUCAACUACAAAACAUGAUCGGCUUUUUUGCCAAUACUCUACCAUUCUGUCUGAAGAUUGAUCCGUACGAAUCUUUUACCCAACUUUGUUAUCGAAUUCAACAGUUGUGGCUUGAUAUUCUUCCACACACACAUCUGCCUUACCAGGAAAUUGUUAAACUUGAUCCAAAAUUGGGAUCAUCAUUUCUGCAGACAUUUUUUAAUGUUUCUAGAAUAAUAGACAAUAGUGAACAAAAUAUAGAAUUGGACAAAGAAACGACGCUUAAUAUGGUAGAUCACAACUUACUGUUUGGGAAUACUGCAAAAUUUGAUAUGACCUGUACAAUCCAUGAACAUUGUCAAAACAAGACUAUUUAUGUUUCUCUUAAUGCUUCACUGGAUGUUUACGACGAGUCGACCAUUUCUAUGAUGGGAAGUCGUUUAAAGAUUAUGUUUGAACAACUCUUCUCUGUUCCCUAUAUACAUCAAUUUUCUCUUUUACUGCCACAUGAAACUAAAUUAAUACAUGAUUUAAACGAUACUUUUCUCGACUAUGCCCAAAUUGGUUGUAUUCAUUGGGAUUUUGCAUGUCAAGCUCAUUUACAUCCUCAAAAAGUGGCUUUAGGUUUAGAAAAUGGUACGAUGACUUAUGGAGAACUACUCUACUAUGCUCAACAAUUAGCAAAUCACUUAAUUAAUAACUGUUCUGUCCGACCAGGUCAAACGGUCUGUCAAUUAAUAGAACGAUCCUUCGAAAUGGUGAUUGGGAUGAUAGGCAUUUGGAUGAGUGGAGGUGUUUAUAAUCCUUUGAACUUACAUGAUUCUCAGACACAACGAAACACAUGCAUUCGGCAGACUGAUGCGCAUUUUGUUCUUGUCCAUCAACGCACGCAUGAUGAACCUCUAUCGGGAUGCUCAAUAAUCAAUGUAGAUCAAGUUAUUGGCUUUACUCAAAUGAACAAAGAAGUAGCAACAUGUAUCGAUUCUGUCAAUGUGACAUCUGAGCAUAUCUCAUGUAUUAUUUUCACAAGUGAUCUAUUAGGUUUACCGAAAGCGGUUCAAAUUCGUCAUCGUAAUUUUAUUUCAUGCAAUCGUUCUAACAUUAUGCAACAGACGGAUGUUGUUCUUCAUCAUACUUCAGUUACUUUCAAUGUUCAUUUAUCAGAAAUCGCUGGUGCUCUAAUAAUGGGUGGCCAAGUAGUUUUGCUUCAUCCAAAUGGUGACCUUAAUAUGAAACUCUUUUCUCAAACAAUUCAUCGUCAGCAAGUGACCAUUUUGAAUAUUGUAUCUUCGUCGCUAACUAUACUUACUAAUUAUAUACGUAUUACAAAUAACAAUGAGUAUUUAAAGACACUUCGGUGUAUUUCAUUUGCAAAAUGUACAGGAGCAGUGACUCAAUAUAUGAUCACUACCAACAAAGAUGAUGUUGAGUUUCUACCAAUUGGACGACCUAUGCCGAAUACUCACAUUUAUCUUCUUGAUGACUAUCUUCAACCUAUUAUACCUGGUGUUCAAACAGGUCAAAUCGUCAUUGGAGGCGUCGGUCUCUUUGCUGGCUACUAUGGUCGUGAAGAUCUCACACAUGCAGUACUAUGCGAGUUCACUGGUGAAGUUUGCUAUAAAACAGGCGACUUGGGUUGGCUUAAUACCGCAAACGGACAGCUUGAAUUUCGAGGACAUCGAGAUCAUCAUGCGAAACUGAGAAGUCAGCCAAUAGAACUAGAAAAAGUUGAAGCAAUUUUGAUGGAGAUGGCUACCUGUUGUGCCGUUAUUAAAGCAAAAUAUGAAGAGGCUGACUAUCUCGUAGCAUAUGUUCAGACAACACAUACUAUUCAAGAUUUGAAACAGCAUUGUGUAGCUCGUCUUCCAUUUUAUAUGAUACCAUCUAUUUUUAUGAUUUGUGAUAUCUUACCUGUCGAUCAAAAUGGAUCAAUCAAUCAAAAAGAUCUACCACCACCUGACUUUACCCGUUUAUCAAUAUUGUCAAAUGAAAACAUAGUGCCACGAACAGAAAUGGAACAACGGGUGUACAAAAUAUGGCAUCAAGCACUUGCUAAUGUUGACUCAAUACCUUCCAUCUUAACAUCGUUCUUUUCUCUCGGAGACGACCCUGAAUCGUUUAUAAAAUUGUUUUGUCUAUAUUCAACCAAUUUUAAACAUACUGUCCCAAUCACUACGUUUCUCCAACAGCCAACUAUUGCUGAACAUGCUCGUCUUUUGAUCGAAAAUGCGACUUUAGAGACAACAUGUGAUCGAUCUCACUCGAUCGACAUUACAGAAUCACCAGCAUCAUUUGCACAAGCUCGUAUCUGGUGUGACGAAAGAAUUCGAUUCGAUCCUGACAAGCCUCAAAUAGCAAUAUACAAUGUACCUUUUGUUUAUCGUCUUCAAUCAACUCAUACUUUAUCGAUUAAACAACUUCGUCAUGCUCUUCAUCUCACUGUUAACAAACAUCCCUCACUUCAUACAUCGCUUCAUUUCGACCCCGAAAAGAAUCUACUUAUGCAACGAGUUAUUACUCAUGAAGAUGAAUAUACAAAUAGUAUGUUUUCAAUCAUCGAAACUAAUUAUGAAACAAGUGAACAACUCAAUGAGAUUUUACACGACGAGAAACGUAAUCCUCAUCUUUUUGAUCUUGCGCAAGGUCUCGUCUUUCGAUGUCAUAUUAUUUAUUAUAAAAAAAUAUCUUCAAAUGAUCUACUUUCUGAUAAAGAUGUACUUAUCUUCAACUUUCAUCAUGCUUCAUUUGAUUUUCCAUCGAUGGAAGUAUUUCAUCAUGAUCUCAGUCAAGCAUACACAACAGGUCAACUAUCUUUCAAUGAUGGCAACACUCUUCUACGUUACAUCGAUUAUGCUGUUAUUGAACAACAAAUGUCAAUGACUGGUGCAAGAAUGUUUUGGCUUGAUGCUCUUCAUGAUUGUAAACUCGAUCAACCUUUAUCAUUACCAUUUGAUCGAUAUCAUCUCUCAAAUGAACAUCGAACUAGUCGUGGGACAUCUGUCUCUUUUGACUUUGGUCAAGAUCUCUCACAACACUUUCUUAAUCAUGCAUCAUCAGAUAACAUAUCACUUGAACAUCUCACAUUUGCUAUUUAUUUCAUCUUUCUGUUUAAACUGACGAAUGGACAAACAGAUCUAUGUAUUGCUAUGAACAUCAAUAAUAAUCGAUAUAGAGAUGAAUUCAAAUCAAUCAUUGGUUUGUUUGAGAAUGUCAUCCCAUUACGAUGUCAAUUAGAUCCUCAAUGGUGUUUUCCUCAAUUACUCGAACAUAUUCAAGAGAUAAAAACAAAUAGUAUGAAAUAUUCAUACUUCCCACUUCAACGUAUUCUCAAUCAACAUCCACAUAUUUCAAAACAUGCAUUUUUAGAUACAUCUCUGGAAUUUAUAUCCUUAAUGAAACAUCCACAAAAACUAGCAGUUGAACUUGAUGAACAAUCACUGACAUAUUGUGAACUAUUACACUAUGUUCAAGUCUUAUCUUUAUCUCUUCUUAGUGAUUAUCUUAUUACUCCAGGUGAGAUAGUUUGUCAAUGUGUUGAGAGAAGUUUGUCAAUGGUGAUUGGUAUUAUGGCAAUUGAAAUGGCUGGUGGUGUUUAUUGUCCUUUAUCACCUCGAGAUCCACAACAUCGUUUGCAUGCACUCACACAACAAACGCAAAGUCGUCUUGUUCUUGUUCAUCAUUUAACUAAGAUCAAAUUCGAUGAUGAUGUAGUUUCACUUAAUAUUGAUUCAAUAUUAAAUGUUAAUAAUAUGGUUAGUGACAUGAAUUAUAAUUGCCUUUCAAGUUGGAUAAUGAAAGGUGAAGAGAUAGCGUAUAUUAUCUUUACUAGUGGCUCAUCUGGAAUUCCGAAAGCGGUUCAACUAAGACAGCAGAAUUUCAUCAAUUCAAUAAUAGCUUUGGUUCAGAUUAAUACACUACACGAAAGUGACAUUGUAAUUCAAAUAGCUAGUUCAACCUUUGACGCGCAUGUACAGGAAAUUGUGGGAUCUCUAAUCUGUGGUGCAACAAUAGUCAUGCUACAUCCACAGGGUGAAUCUAUGUCAUCAGCUUUCAUCAAAAUACUAAUGCAGUUUGUUGCCCAAUCUUGCCGAAUUUGGAAUUUAUAUGGGCCUGCGGAAGCCACACUUGGAACUUCAUGUCACCUAAUUGAUGUCAUCGCUGACAUGCAUGAUCUUCCAAUUGGUAAACCAUUACCUCGUUACAUGUGCUUAGUUCUAAACAAUUACUUGCAACCUGUUAUGAUUCAGAAAGAAGGCGAAAUACUAGUGGGAGGACUAGGUGUCUUUGCUGGUUAUCUUGGACGUAAUGAUUUGACAGCAAAAGCUCUUAUCGAAAUAGAUGAUGAACUAUUUUAUCGAACAGGUGAUCUUGUGAGAAUGGAUAACAAUGGUCUUCUUCAUUAUCAAGGAAGAAAAGAUCAUCAAAUCAAACUACAUGGACAACGAAUUGAACUUGGUGAAAUCAAACGAUGUUUACUUAGCAUGACAACUAUUUCUGCCUGUGUUGUCAUGAAAUGGAAAGAUGAUUAUUUAGUUGCUUAUGUUCAAUCUUCUCAUAUCAAUGAAGAACAAAUACGUCAACAUUGUCAAUCUCAUCUUCCACCCCAUAUGAUUCCAUCCAUAUUUAUUAUACUCGAUAAACUACCUUUGAAUUCGAAUGGAAAAAUAGAUCGAAAACUUCUUCCACCACCUCACUUCUCAUCUAUACAUCUCACAGACAGUUUACAACUAUUACUACCCACAAAUGAUAUUGAAGUCAGUAUUCAUCAUAUUUGGUGUGAGAUAUUAAAACAAAACCACAUCUCAGCUGAUACAAAUAUAUUUACUAUUGGUGGUCAUUCAUUACUUAUAAUGCAAAUUUUUCAUCGAUACAAGAUCGAAUUUCAUUUACAAACAAAUACUCUUUCAAUAUCUAAUCUAUUUCAACAACCAACAAUUAUUCAUCAUGCUCAACUCAUUCAGCAAUCUAUCAAUACUAUUCACACUCUGGAUGAUUAUGCUUGGUCUUCAUUACAUCUCAUUCAAGCUCCAGCAUCAUUUGCUCAAGAACGAAUCUUUCUGGAUGAACAAAUUCGUUUUCCAUCUAAACAUCACAAUUUCAUGUAUGUUAUUCCACUAGUUUAUCGUAUUUUGUCGACUAACAAUCAUUUAUCGAUUGAUCGAUUACAUCGAGCACUACACACAGUUGUCGCAAAACAUCGUGUUUUACGUACAGGAUUUUAUCUCGAUAUAAAUGGUAUGAUCAUACAACAUUGCCUUGAUAUCAAUGCUACGAUCAAUGAUCAAGAACCAUAUGGUUUUUCGGUAGUCGAUAUUGACAGCGAUGUUGAAAGUAACGAAGUAGCCAAAAAAAUAAUAAGUCGUUCUGACUUAUUUGAUUUGUCGAAAGGACGUGUUCUGAAUUGUCAUAUUGUCCAUCGUCAUGACUUCAACGAUUUAUCUUAUAAUAAGGAUACGUUGGUUAUGGGUGAUUUAAUCAUAUUCUUAAUUCAUCAUAUAGUAUUCGAUGGAGCAUCAGUAUCAACUUUUCUUAACGAUCUUUCUCUUGCUUAUACAAAUGAUUGUAUGUUACAUGUUGAUGAAAACGCCAUUCAAUGUAUCGAUAGUACCGUAUAUGAACGUUUAAUGGAUAUGACACAAUCGCAUGAAUUUUGGAAUUCUCAGUUGAAGGAUUAUAACUUCACACGUUCAUUAUCAUUGCCUGUUGAUCGAUAUUGUUUGUCCACCGAUUAUCGAUCAGGUUUACAUUUUUUCACUGAAAUAUGUUUCGAUGACGAUAUUUCGACAGCAUUUUUAGAAUAUGCUACUUUACAUCAUAUAACACCUUUUCAGUUAGCAAUGAGUAUAUUUUAUGCAUUUCUAUUUAAAUUAACUGACGGACAAGAUGAUUUAUGCUUUAGUUGUUUACAUGCCAAUCGAUACAGAACUGAAUUACAAAAUAUAAUUGGAAUGUUUGUUGCAACAUUACCAUUUCGGAUUCAAAUUAAUUCGCACUGGUCGUUUGAGAACCUUGCUAAACAUGCUCAAGAAAAUUGUUUAUCAAUUUUUCAACAUACUCAUUAUCCAUUGCAACACAUUCUUGCUGAUUUUCGACGUAACUAUUCAAAUGUUUCUUUUCUUGAUAUUUUAUUUGAACUUGUCACUGUAUCUCCUGAUAUCAAUAAAUUAUCUUUGGAUGGGUCAAACUUAAAACAAGUAUCCCUUGAACGAUUAUGUGAAGCAGUAUUAUUUGAUGUAGAUGUGAUAUUUGUAUACGAUCCAACAGUUGAAACUGGAAAGUUAUCAUGUUAUGUUUAUGGCUCACGUGAUGUAUUUGAUGAAACUACAGUUAAUAAAAUAGGUCGAAAACUUCAAGCUGUAUUUUCUCAGAUAUUUACAACAAAGUCAAGAGUUAAUCAGAUUGAUAAACUGUCUCUUGCUCUACCAGAUGAAAUUGAAGUAAUGCAAAAAGUAACAUUUCAUCAUUUAUCCGACAUUAAUAACAAAGAUUAUCAAAUCAAGUCACAUGGACAACGUAUUGAACUUGGUGAAAUUGAACAGUGUUUACUCAAUACAUCAAUAUCAGCAUGUGUUGUUAUGAAAUGGGAUGAUGAUCGUUUAAUUGCUUAUGUCGAAAGUUGUGAUAUGACAGAAAAAGAACUGUAUGAAUAUUGCCAAUCUCAUUUACCUUUUUAUAUGAUUCCAUCGAUGUUUAUUAUACUUGAAAAUUUACCUAGAAAUAAUGAUGGAACAGUAGAUCAAGACUUACUUCGAAAAUCUCAUCUAGCGACUAUGAUUAAGACUGAUUCUUUAUUAUUAAUACAAUUAGAAGCACGUCUACUUCACAUAUUCAGUCAGGCACUUGGUUGUGAAUCUCCGGAUGUAACCCAGCCCUUUAGUGAGAUGGGUGGGACAUCAUUAGAUGUUUUACGAAUGCUCUCUCUCAUUCAAAAAGAUAUUUGCCCUAUAAUCAAUGGAUCUCACUUAUUUGCUAAUCCAUCGAUUCAAAAACUUACACGAACGAUCGAAUCAUUGUUAGCUAUUUCAAAUAAGAUUACUUUACCCUUCAUGGAAUCAAUUCCACUUACUCCAUAUGUACCUUUAAGAGUGGCUAUUAUUGGUUGUGAUAUUGGUGGUCUAUCCGCUGCUAUUGCUUUGCGCAGACAUGGCCACGAAGUCACUGUCUAUGAACACGCACAUUUUGCUAGUGAAGUCGGUGCAUCAGUUUCUAUUGCCGCAAAUGGAACCAAAUUUCUCGAAGAAUGGGGUAUCAACACUGUUGCUGGAAGAUCUGUCAUUCUACAAAAACUAAUUAUGCGCAAUUGGACAGAUGGUACAAUCAACGAUGUUUAUAAUUUGAGUGAUUAUAAAGAAAAGUGGGGUUAUGUAUACAAUGCGUUUCAUCGAACUGAUCUGCAUGAACAACUACAUAUAAAAGCUAAGGCUUUAGGAGUAAUGAUUGUUAUAGAUCAUAAAGCAAUUGAUGUUGAUUGUGUUAAUCGUACUGUAACAUUCGAUACAGGUAGUAAAAUAUCUGUCGAUUUGAUUAUUGGUGCUGAUGGCAUUCGUUCAACAGUACGCAGUUUGAUUGGUAUUGUAGCAAAAAUGACACCGUCAACAAGUGCUUGUCACCGUUGUAGUAUUCCCACAUCACGCGUAAAGCAACUUGGCCUGAAGGAUUUUUCACCUAACAGUGCAAUUGAAUUUUGGGGUGGUUUCGACAUUAACAAGAUUGUUUUAGCCCCUUGCUGUGCAGGUGAGAUUAUAUCAUUCUAUUGCUUUUCUCCACCUUCUUAUAAUCAUCAAAGUGAAGAGGGUUGGAAUUUCAGUGCCACACCAUCAAUGCUCAUUGAGCGUUUUCCUGAUCUUGAUCCAGAUUUAUUGGCAAUUUUCAAGCAUUGUGAAGAUAUCAAGUUGUGGAAGUUGGCUAUCCAUGAACCAUAUCCAUAUUGGGUAAAGGGCUGUGUAGCAUUGCUUGGGGAUGCUGCACAUCCAAUGCUACCUGAUCAAAGCCAGGGGGUAUGUAUGGAGAUUGAAGAUGCAGCUGCACUAGGUAUUAUAUUCUCACCUAAAUAUUGGGGCAAUAAAAUACUCACGGUCGAGCGUGGCUUAAAGAUGUAUGAAUUGUUAAGAAAAACAAGAGCAACACGAGUUCAAGAGACCAGUGUGCGUGUGCCAGAAAACUUCAAUGAAAAAAUUGGUUGGAGCUCACAAGGAAAUCAUGAUGCCCAACAGAGUGCAGCAACAAAAUUAACCAUUGAUGAAAUCAACGCUUAUGACAUGCAGAAACAUCUAGACGAUCUUCUUAACUAG
Molecule: messenger RNA, 10749 nt
Organism: Adineta steineri
Lineage: Eukaryota; Metazoa; Rotifera; Eurotatoria; Adinetida; Adinetidae
Source: the annotation of a GenBank genome assembly